This is a messenger RNA of Striga hermonthica, 465 nucleotides long. NCBI's taxonomy places the organism in Eukaryota, Viridiplantae, Streptophyta, Magnoliopsida, Lamiales, Orobanchaceae. The record is from the annotation of a GenBank genome assembly.
AUGUUUCUCAUUAGACGUCCCAUCACCAGAGGAAUUCAGCCCACCCAUUUCAGACGGCUAUCCAUCAUGAAAGACACAAAAGAAACAGACGAAUUGCCCGUUUUGCGCCCCAUAGCCACAAGAACCACCCUGAAACAACCCCCACCCUCCAAACCCCAAGCAACUCCCGAAAUCGAGAAAAAAUACGUCCACCGCGUGUAUGACGCGAUCGCCCCCCACUUCAGUUCGACUCGUUUUGCUAAAUGGCCCAAAGUCCAGGCCUUCUUAAACUCCCUCCCCUCCGGAUCACUCGUACUCGACGCUGGGUGUGGGAACGGGAAAUACUUGGGCUUGAACCCAAACUGCUAUUUCAUCGGGGCACUGUUUGAGACUAAACUUGUCUCCCUUAGCAACAGGGGUAUCUCCUGGUUUACAGUCUUGCAUGCCAUACCUUUUGAGAACCUUUUCGAUAUAGCCCUUUUGUGA